Schistocerca gregaria is the source of this 482-nucleotide messenger RNA. RefSeq lists its product as uncharacterized. Gene Ontology annotation, cellular component: mitochondrion; respiratory chain complex IV. Lineage: Eukaryota; Metazoa; Arthropoda; Insecta; Orthoptera; Acrididae. The record is from RefSeq and is a predicted model, not a curated record. The transcript is spliced from 4 exons. Bases 7 to 327 code for a protein of 106 amino acids.
UUUUCUAUGGCCGACAGAAGCAAAUACUUCUUUCUGGCUCCCGUGCGCGGAGCACCCGACAAGGGCACGCUUUGGACACCGCUGUUCGACCCCCGCUUUCCCACCACCAACCAAACUAAAAACUGUUGGUCAAACUACAUCGAGUAUCACCACUGCAGGCUUCUUCGAGACGACGAGCAACACCCAGACUGCCUGGCGUACUUGCGCACGUUCACGAGCCUGUGCCCCACGGACUGGGUUGAAGCUUGGGACGAACAGCGCGAAAAUGGCGUGUUUCCAGGACAAUUGUUCUUCAGCCACCUCGAGAAAAAGGUGCCGUCCACUUAGCACGGAAGCGCGCUCGUGCGACACGGCGGAGCGCGUGUCGUGGUGACUGCUACGGAACAACCCGCCGAGCCAGCGCACUCAUCUUAGAGCUGUCCGUUAGCAAAAUGCAGAACCAUUCUGUGUUAUGAGAAUAAACAGUACGCAUUAUGACAAUA